GGAAGCGCCUGCUGUUGCGUGUCCCGCCGCUUGGGGUCAGGCAUGUAAACAGAGCAGGGAGGGCGACGCAUGCGGACGGCGCAGAGGAUGAUGGGAGAUUCGGGGCGGUUCCUCUGUGGCCAUUUUCAAACAGCGGCGCUGAGCUGCGCUGUCGAGUGGGUCCGCCGAGUGCAGGAGGGGCGGUUAGGAAACCAAGGAAACAGUUACGCGAGUGACCAAGAUGUUAGAUCCAAUACAAAUACGGCGGCGGGGAGCCGUGGACUUUGGGACCUAUUAUGACUACGCUUGUGCGGCCCAAGACAUGAUCCCGGUCCAAGCUGUCAAGGUACACGUGGGCCAAGGUGUGCUGGACUUCAACGGAGAUCGCAUCAGACUGGCGGACUGGUCGCCGAUACUCAACUCCGUGGCCAUAAACAAACAACUGCACAGCAUCGUCAUCGGCAGCUGCUAUCAGCCCGGUCUCGGAGAACCAGAGAGGUCUCGGGUAUAUAACAGGAAGAAGAUCCCGGCGUUCCGGUCCAAGGACAUGACAUUCCGGCUGUGUAAAGCCAUUCGGGACUGCCUGAGUAUUUCUCCCUGCCUUCGAACACUGAGGCUGCAUGGCCUCCCACUCAGAGAGAGAGACCUGAUCGCCCUCACCAAGGGUCUUGCGAAAAGUUCGUCGUUGGAGAACCUUUCUCUGGCGUACUGUCCAAUAGGAGACGAAGGAUUACAAACAAUCUGCCAGAGUGUGAAGUAUUCCACUUCAAUCAAGACCGUUGAUUUCACCGGCUGUAAUUUAACCUGGCAGGGUGCCGAACACAUGGCCAAUAUCAUCAAGCACCAGGCCACCAGGAGGCGCAGUGACGUUUGGGCAGAGAGCCUGCGCUACAGGAAGCCGGACCUGGAGCACAUGGGCGGGAUCCGCAGGAUCACGCUCAACUGCAACACGCUGAUCGGAGACCGAGGAGCCGCUGCUCUCUCUCAGGAACUGGCAGAGGACCUGUGGGUCAAAGCAGUGGACCUGCAGAAAUGUGGGAUCUCCAAUGAGGGGGCGCAGGCCCUGCUGGAGACGCUGAGCACUAAUAGCACCCUGACUGUGCUAGACCUGCGCAGGAACCCGCUGGUGGACAACAACCUCGUGAAGACCAUCAUCGAGAAGGUCCUCACAAACUCCAAGGGAAACUCUGCUGAGUAUUCCUGGAUCAAGCCUCCAGCACAUAAAGAGUCUCAGAAAGCCAGAGGACAGAAGGGAGCCAGAGGGAAAUCCACCUUCAGAAUCGGCGCUCGAAGAGCCCCCUCUGGUGGUGGCAGGAGUCCUUGCACCCUGCAGCCGCAGAGCCGCCUGGCUGGGGCCAUACCCUGGAGAUCUGCCGGCCGCGCUGGACGCACCAGAGCUCUUACUGAGGGCGUGGCAGAUCACUCAUUCCAGGAGGCAGCUAGUGUGAAGAUCACAGUGGAGAUGGAGUCUGAAUCAGAGGAGAGUAGAACACACACCCCCCCGGUGCUCAGCCCUCGAGAGGCCAUCACAGUGCGCCAGUACAAACGACUACAGGUGGAGCUGGAGGAGUACCGGCUCAGACUGACUGAGGAGCGGAAGGCCAGGGUGCGAGCUGACGCCCGUUUAGCAGAGGUGGAGCUGGAGAACGCUCGGCUGAGGGCGGCGAACGCGUCGCUGUCGGAGGCGCUGCAGGGCCGGGCCGUGGCCAGCGCGCUGGAGGACGACGCCGUGCUGGAGAGCAUCGAGACUUCCUUCCACAAGUUCCACGCCUUCCUGGACCUGCUGAAGGACGCUGGGCUGGGUCAGCUGGCCUCCAUGGCGGGGUUGGAUCAGUCUCAGCUGCAGCCGCCCGGACGACCCCAGUUCUCCUCCACCCUCGGCCCCAACGCAGGGAGAGAUAGCAAGCUGGCAGUAAGAGAAGAGCUCCCUGCUCCUCCUGUGCACCAGCCUGACGGCUCCACAGGGGGCACUGUAACAUCCCCGGCGGACUUCCUGCCGGAAAGAGCUGCACAGGAAGUGUCCGUCAGUCCGCUGGGCGGCUCGGUGGGGAGUGGCCAGCAUUCCUCAGGCUCGGGGGGGAGGCCUGCCGAAGAAUGGGGCGAGCUGCGGGAUCCCCCUCCACUCGAACCCACGGCCCGCUCUGGUGACGGGGAAGACUCCCGCGGCAACGGCUCCCACGGCAACGGCUCCCACGGCAACGGCUCACACGACAACGACUCCCAUAGCAAUGGGUCCCACAGGGACAGCCCCAGCGUGAGAGGGGGGUUGCGGGGGUCCGGAGCGGGGAGGAGCGGGUCCGAAUCGGAGCCCCUGGAGCAGAUCCAUUCCCUGAGCAGCCUGGAGCCCAGCUCCGAUCUGGGGUUUUGAGCCCCGCCCCCUUCACAGGCCUUCCUCAGGCCACGCCCCUCUCUCACUUCUCUCCUCUUAGUGCCUUCUGUUACGAAGGUCCCUACAUGCAGUCAGAAGGCUUUCCCUGGCUAUUUUCCAAACCGGCGAUGCCAGCUCUGGCUUGUUUUCCCAGGUGUGUUUCGCAAUAAAUAAUACCAGUGCAUAUUGUAAGACAGUGCUGCUGUAAUUUGAUUCAGGUAUGCGGUGGUGGUGUGCAUCACUGAAAUUAAGGUCUCAGAACCACAGUAAAAGUCCUGAACUGCGGUGCUGGACCGAACAUUUUUUACUGCUCAUCUAAAUCUUGGGUCCCCAGCCCUGGUCCUGGAGAGCCCCUCGGUCUGCUGUGUUUUGUUUUCCCCCUAAAAUCCACUAAUUCAGACCCAAGAAACUAGGUGAGGUGAGUUACCCAUUUAAGCUACCACAGGAGGAGCAGCAGCAACAAAUCUAGAGACCCUGUAGCUGUCCAGGGCUGUAGUUAGGAAGCCCUGUUCUGAUUCAUUUUUCAGUUUGCGCAGUCCAGUGUACAGUCAUGGAUUGGGAUAAUGAACAAAAUCCAGUUUUGUAAAAUGACACAAUUAAGUAGUGAAUGGUAUGUUGGUUAACGAUGCUGUGAUGUGUGCAUUCAGACACGACCUAGAAAUCCCUGCCUGCAAUUUUCAUUGUGCCAAUAAUAAAAGUGAAAUCACAGACA
Molecule: messenger RNA, 3059 nt
Organism: Anguilla rostrata (American eel)
Lineage: Eukaryota; Metazoa; Chordata; Actinopteri; Anguilliformes; Anguillidae
Gene: cep78
Product: centrosomal protein 78
Exons: 16
Coding region: 221-2347 (708 amino acids)
Cellular component (GO): centrosome
Molecular function (GO): protein binding
Source: RefSeq, a predicted model, not a curated record